UUUGGCAAAGUGGUGGUCAAAUAUUCGCAGUAGUGGUCGAAAGUAAGGAGCCGCACACGGAGGAGGCCGGACAACAGCAGGGCGAUUUGCGCGAGCUCCUUGAGGAAUUAGAAGGAGUGUUAGGCGAACCCAAGGGCCUACCACCUCACCGGGAGUCCGACCACCGCAUAGCCCUGAUUAAUGAGCAGCACGCAGUACACGUCCACCCCUAUAGGUACGCUCACUUCCAGAAAACUGAGAUUGAGAGGCAAGUGGCUGAGAUGCUAGAAUCGGGGUUAAUUCAGCAUAGCAAGAGUCUGUUUUCUUCACCAGUACUGUUAGCUAAAAAGAAAGAUGGCACGUGGAGGUUCUGUACCGAAUACCGAGCUUUGAAU
Molecule: messenger RNA, 374 nt
Organism: Striga hermonthica
Lineage: Eukaryota; Viridiplantae; Streptophyta; Magnoliopsida; Lamiales; Orobanchaceae
Source: the annotation of a GenBank genome assembly